AGAAUUUUUACUGGCGACAAUUGCGUCAAGAGACGAUAUAUCUAUUAUCAACCCGAACAGAAGUGUUGUCAUGGAGACGUACAGUGUUUAAAUCGGGAAAGAGGAAGAAAUCCAUUGCGAAUAGUAUGAUGUUGAAUCUUGAAUUAAGUAAGAUUACAGUUUUAUUGCAAGCGGAAGAAAAGAAUCGUCGGAAACAAGCACUAGAAGAGAUAUUAAAAAAUAUAUCUGAAGAGAAAACGUCAAGUGAACCAGACAAUCUAGCUAAAAUAUGGGAGAACAUACACAGAUUUUUAGUUAGAAUUAUGAAUGACAACAUGGAGACGUGUCGAGAUCUGACCAUAGGGAUACUGAAAAUAUUUUUGGAAGCUCUGCCUCCUGACGAUAAGCACAUAAUCUACAUUAUACCGAUAAUGUCCAGACGAUUAGGCGUACAGGAAUUGAUUGAGCCGUCGGAAGAAGUGCGCCUGAAAUGUGUAUCCCUUUUACGAAUAAUAAUUUUGAAGUAUACAGAUUUACUGACGCCGUAUGUUCAAGACAUAACGGGAAUACUGGCGCGCACCGUUACGGAUAAUUAUCCGAAUGUGAAAAAAGAGAGCUGCAGAUGCAUAUCGGAUUACGCGAAAACUCUACCGAGGCAUUUCUACUCGCAAUCGGAAUAUUUGGUUAAACCUAUUCUGAGCAACUUUACGCACCAGCACUACAGAGUUCGACGCGCUGCUGUUGAAGCGAUAGGCGAUGUGAUUCGAUAUGGAAAUAGCAAGUCGAUGGAAGAAGUGGCAACUCCUUUAGCACAGAGGCUCUUUGAUCAAAAUGGGAUCGUCAGGGAAGCUGUAAUUGAAAUCUCCGGCCGCUGGUUGAUAGAACUUCCUGACAGAUACGGUUGGUGGCACAAACUUCUCCCUCUGAUCAUGACAGGAUUGCACGACGAGCUCCCGGAGAUUCGUGUGAAAGCAGCAGAUAUGUGGGACGCUGCGGGAAAAUUGUACUUGGUGGAAAAUGAAAACGACGAGAAAUUGAAGGAUAAGAUGGACUUUCUUGCGGAAGACUUGGAACAUUAUCCUCCGGAAGUUUCUAGGCCGAAUUUAGGAUGCCGUGUGAUCGCACAGCAGAAUUUAUGCAAGCUUAUCGGCGGCAUCAGCGCGGAACUUGGAGAUUGGUUGCCGGAUAUACGUGUACGCUCCGCACAAUUGCUCUGUGUAAUGAUAUUAAAUGUUGAAGAGAACGUCACGCAACAUAUUGGAAAGCUCUUACCACCUAUGUACCGUGCUUGCAACGACGAAGAUAAAAGAGUCGUGGGUUGCGUGGAAACUGCGGCGCGAUAUUUAGGCUAUUUCGUGCAACCAAAAAUUUACUGUCACUUGGUGCUUCCCACACUGGAUGAAUCUCCAACGAGCGGACACAUGCGUGUUUUCGCGAUGAUUCUUAGCGGUAGCGAACGGAGGGCUUUGUCGCAGCAGUUGGACAAAAUUACGAACUUUUUGCAACGGCCAAGUAUCUGCUGGAGCAAGAAGAGCAACUAUCAACGUCAGAUACUAUCCUGCUGUAAUUCCCUUCUCGUAGUUUGUAAAGAGGAUUGCAUGGCAGUUACGCAAGCUUUAUUCACUAUAAUAUUUAGUAUGUAUUCGAUGAGUGUAGAGCCUUCCAUUUGCGAGGAAGCGGACAGACUCUUGAAAAUGCUCGUCGACAUAAAUUCGCUAAAAGAUCUCGAUGAUCUUUUCUGCAAUCACAUGAGGCCACUAAUAAUAUUAAUUGAUGAUGAUUGCGCCUCAUGGACGGUCUACAAAGCGGAAUCGCAAAUUUUCUCCGCUUGUUUAAGCCACGCCGGAAUCGCCAUGGCACGUAAUAUGGAUCUCGUACUAUCUAUCCUCAAGGAAACCAUGGACAAGAAUGCUGAUCCUGAAGUGAAGCUACGACACUUUAUUCUACUUUCGGAGUAUUUUCUCAACAAUCAAGCUCUACAUCGAUAUAUUGAGGACCCGCGUAAAUUCGUGAAUACAAUUAUUGAAGAGCUAAUCGUACCUGCACUCAUUUGGACCGCCGGCAGAGCAGCCGAAGCCAUUCGCACAGCCGCCGUUUGCUGCCUCUGCGCUGUUCUACAGAAUAAAAUAAUCAAUCUCGACGAGAUCAACGAAACAGAAUCAUUUACAAAUGAAGAAAGAGACGAAUCUAAAAUGUCCAUCACGACGGAGCAGUUCCCAUCCAUCUUCGACAAAAUCGUGCCCGUUUUGAUCAGUUUGGUGGACGAUAAGGCGAAGAAGACUCGAUUAUACUCCAUGCGUGCUAUUUGUCUAUUAGUAACAAUCGGAAAAAAGCUGUCUUGUCUAAACAACGAGCAUAUCCAUCGAACGUAUCCGGUGAUAAUGAAAAGACUUGACGACGGUUGUGACGAUAUUCGUUAUGCCGCCGUGGAGGCCCUUGUCGAUGUAUGGAAUGCCGCAUCCGAGGAUUAUGACACUGUCGUUAGCAGAAGUCACAUCGAUGCUCUAUAUACGACGAUGAUUAUUCAUUUGGACGAUCCUGAGUCUCGCUUCCAAGAGAUAAUGCUAGAUGCAUUAAAACGUGUCGCAAAGAUUUAUCCUGAACUAUUGCAUCAAAAGCUGCAUGGCUGUCGACCAAAUUUUAGGAACAAAACAGGAGUAGAUACACUCUUGGAAUAUUGUCAAAGUAUAUUCAAGCAGGAUUGAACUCCUUUUCUCAAAGGACACAACAGACAAUUAUAUAAUCAUUAAAAUGAAUAUGAUUUAAUAAUAUAAAUUAAAUAAUCUUUCUAAAGGGAUAAGGGAUAAGAACUUCUAUUAAACGUUAAUUUGUUGAAAAAAUAUAACAAUAGUCAC
Messenger RNA from Pogonomyrmex barbatus (red harvester ant), 2834 nucleotides. Its product is annotated as Dynein axonemal assembly factor 5. Lineage: Eukaryota; Metazoa; Arthropoda; Insecta; Hymenoptera; Formicidae. The record is from RefSeq and is a predicted model, not a curated record. Gene Ontology annotation, cellular component: cytoplasm. Gene Ontology annotation, molecular function: dynein intermediate chain binding. Gene Ontology annotation, biological process: cilium movement; inner dynein arm assembly; outer dynein arm assembly.